AUGAAUGUUGAUAUGGAUGACCGGUCGUGUAACAUCCAUCCUGACCGAGAAACCGAAUACUUCUGUGCCCAAUGCAAAGUCCCUGUGUGCAUCAAAUGUAUGUUCAUGAACCAUAACGGCCAUUCUCUGUGCCAGAUGGAAGGUGUCCUCAAACAGAUUAGGAAGGAAUUCAUUAAUAUUGAUAACAAAAUCGGCAAAGCUCACCUUUAUCUCAAGGAAAUUGAUCAAAUGCGACAGAAAAUAGCUGAGUACAAGCAAAAACAAACUGAAAUUAUCGAAAGUGGUUUCAGAGAGAUCUUCUAUAAUCUUGAGCAAAAGAAAAGGAAGCUAAUACAAGAUUUUAAUAAACUGUAUGAGAGAGAAGAGCAAAAGUUUGAUGAGCGUUACAGACCCCUGAAAAGAACCCAAGAGACUGUCCUACAGAUAGGUAGGAAUAAUAUUCAGUUUAAAUAACAUCAUUGAGACACACUGUAAACAAGCCGUUCUGAGAAGAUUCCAGGAUUUUAACAAUCAUAUUUCUAAUUCAUUAGGGCAACUAAAUAAGAAGCUCAGAGAUUAUGAGGGAGGAAUCCCGAAGUAUGUUAUGAGCUCUGCAUUAAAACCGAUUACUAUAAAUGUAGAGAAAGCUGUAAAACUUAUAAUGAAUUUCAAACUUGAGCGAAACCCUUCUACCUCCAAACCGACUAGGAUUGACCAUAUUCCUGAAAUUUCUAAAAGGAAUUCUAGUCUUAGACAUAUUGAUAAUUUUGAAGAUGAGCUCAUGAACUUACCGUCUGUUUCAACCAAAAACUUAAAGAACCAGCAGAAGAUUGCUGAUGAUAUCAAUAAUUUUGCAAAAAGUAGGAAUAUGCUAUCAUUCAAGACCACCAAGACUUAUGAGAAAUAUCAAAAUGAAAAAUACUCUACCUUUAUUCCUCAAAAUAUUAAAAUGGAUUCAUAUAGAGGGUUGAGUCAGCAGAAAACACUUCCGAAUGAUCCUUUUGAGAUUACCUUGAGGAAGGGUUCUCAAGCAACUUUGCCAAGAGAGAGGUGUAGUCAGGAUAAGGUUCCUUUAAAAGCUCCGUUGUCAAAGUUUGUUCCUCCAAUGGCUUCUAAAGUUCCUCCCAAAGCUCCUAUCAUCAAGAAUGAAGAGUUGAUUUCAACUCCUAAAAAGUAUGAGGAGACGAAAGAGUUACCUGCUCUAAAUAACGAAGCCCCGAAGAAAAUAUCCCUAGAUCUUAAGGACAAGCUUGAGUUUCGCAAGCAUAAUUCUAGGAAGACAAUUGCUCCAGAUCUUGGCAGCGGCUUCAUGCCAAUUCUCCCCCAGAAUGAGGACCAAGAAAAUUCGAAUGAGAACCCCAAUACACAACAUCAAGAAUCAAAAAUGAUAUCUGAGAUUACUCCAAGUGACCAGGAGGAGAAGAAUAGUCUUAAAGAAGAAAGUCCUCAAAAGGAUAAUAAUCAGAAGGAUAGUUAUGAGAAGAUUUCCAAAGCUUCUUCAGUAGCAGAGGAAAAUAAGAAUGAAAUCAGCCAGGCACCUCCAGAAAUCACGAAAGAUCCUCCUCAUAACUUGAUCCAAGAAGCAGAAUCGCCACUUAUAAAACAACCUUUGAAGGAUAGGAUAUGAUUUAUUGGUAAUUCAGAUACCGUUAUCGAGUAUAUUCUCGAAACAAAUACUUGGAAUAGCGAAAGGAUUGAUUAUUCAACAGCAGCUUUAAAAAGCCCAAUGAUAAAUCCCUCAAUUUGUCAAAAUCUUACAACAAAUGAAGUCUUCAUGACUGGGGGCUACAAGAUCAAAAAUAGGGCGAAAGCAGCAUUUUCUUCAUUUUACCAAAUAAUAUUUCCAAAAACUUCUAGAGACAAUUUCGAGUUUGAGACAAAGGAGGUUAUGCUUAACUCACGUUUUAUGCAUAACUCCUUAUGAACCGAUACACAUCUCUACGUACUUGGAGGGUGUCAGCUCAUGUCUAUUAUGGACGGUAAAUUAGUCAUCACCUCUCGUACAAUGGAAAGGUAUGAUUUCUCUAAGAAAAUAUGGGAGAAAAGAGCCCUAAUGAACACACCUAAGAAGAAAAUGGCAUCCAUCGAGUUUCGAAAUCAGUUUAUAUACGUAUUUGGAGGGUUUAGUGACAAAACUUUGCUCGAUACGAUCGAAAAAUAUGAGAUUGAGCAAAAUUUAUGGACUGUUUUGAGCCUGAAGUUACCAGUUCCCAUGGGCAAUAUCGGCAUAUCGAGAUAUUCUCAGGACAAAACUGCCAUACUCUUAGGAGGAGUCUGUACAUAUGAUGGUAAAAGUCUUAGCUAUCUAGACACUGCUUACAAAUUCAAUGUUGAUACUGAAAAGAUUAUAAAGAUGGCUAAAAUGAAUUCAAAAAAGUACUUCACAGCUCCUUUAAUCAAAAACGAGGAUACAAUCUUUGCUAUUGGUGACGGUGAGGAUCUCAAAUUAGAAAAAUUUGAUAUACGCAAGAGUAAAUGGGAAUCUAUCUCGAUUAACAAUUUAUUGCCACCAUCACAGAAGAUAUCAGAUAUGGUUCCUUUUCUGAUCACAAAUUCUUCAUAA
Messenger RNA from Moneuplotes crassus, 2542 nucleotides. The record is from the annotation of a GenBank genome assembly. NCBI's taxonomy places the organism in Eukaryota, Ciliophora, Spirotrichea, Euplotida, Euplotidae.